Messenger RNA from Mycotypha africana, 1317 nucleotides. RefSeq lists its product as uncharacterized. Gene Ontology annotation, biological process: succinyl-CoA metabolic process; tricarboxylic acid cycle. Gene Ontology annotation, molecular function: succinate-CoA ligase (ADP-forming) activity; ATP binding. The transcript has 6 exons. Gene Ontology annotation, cellular component: mitochondrion; succinate-CoA ligase complex. The coding region runs from base 1 to 1317 and encodes 438 amino acids. The record is from RefSeq and is a predicted model, not a curated record. NCBI's taxonomy places the organism in Eukaryota, Fungi, Mucoromycota, Mucoromycetes, Mucorales, Mycotyphaceae.
AUGUUUAAAUCUAUCCGUGCUGCCACAUCACUCACUCAGCGUGCAUCUUUGGUUGCUCGCAAGCCUCUUGUUCAACAACAAAAGCGUUUCCUCAACAUUCAUGAAUAUCUUUCUGUCAAAGUGUUGAGAGAAUAUGGCAUCAACGCACCCAAGGGUGAAGUCGCUAAAACUCCUGAGGAAGCUUACAAUAUUGCCAAAGACCUCGGCAGCGAUGACCUUGUCAUCAAAGCUCAAGUACUUGCUGGUGGACGUGGUAAAGGUACCUUUGAUAAUGGUUUCAAGGGCGGUGUCAAGACUUUCAACACACCCGAAGAAGCUAAGGAACUCGCUGAAAAGAUGCUUGGUCAUAAAUUGAUCACCAAACAAACCGGUGCUGAGGGCAAGCCUUGUAAUGCAGUUUAUAUCUGUGAACGUAAAUAUGCCCGUAACGAAUAUUAUUUUGCCAUCUUAUUGGAUCGUAAGUCUGCUGGUCCAGUCAUUGUCGCUUCUUCUCAAGGUGGUGUUGAUAUUGAAUCUGUCGCCGCUUCGAAUCCUGAAGCCAUUAUUACAUUACCCAUUGAUCCUAAGGAAGGUUUAUCACAAGAAAAGGCUUUAGAUCUUGCUAAGAAAUUGGGAUUCACUCCCCAAGGUGUUGAGCAAGCUGCUGACACUUUCCUCAACCUCUACAAGUUGUUCAAUGAAAAGGAUGCCACACAAGUUGAAAUCAAUCCUUUAUCUGAAUCCAGUGAUCACCAAGUUCUUUGCAUGGAUGCCAAGUUGAACUUUGAUGAUAACGCCGACUUUAGACAAAAGGAAGUGUUUGAAUUACGUGAUUUCAGUCAAGAAGAUUCCCGUGAAAUUGCUGCAGCCAAGCAUCAUUUGAACUAUAUUGGUUUAGACGGCAACAUUGGUUGUUUGGUCAAUGGUGCCGGUCUUGCUAUGGCCACCAUGGAUAUCAUUCAACUUCACGGUGGUAAGCCUGCCAACUUUUUAGAUGUCGGUGGUGCCGCUACUCCUGAAGCUGUCAAGGCUGCUUUCGAAAUCAUCACUUCUGAUCCUCACGUCUCUUCCGCCUUUGUCAAUAUCUUUGGUGGUAUCAUGCGUUGUGAUGUGAUUGCUGAAGGUAUCAUUGCCGCUGCCAAAGACUUGGACCUCAAGAUCCCUCUUGUUGUUCGUCUUCGCGGUACUAAAGUCGAAGAAGCCAAGAAAUUGAUUGCUGAUUCAGGCCUUCGUAUCUUUGCUGUUGAGGAAUUAGAUAGCGCUGCUCAAAAGGCUGUCAAGUUCUCUCAAAUUAUAUCCUUGGCUAGAGAAGCCAAUGUUGAUGUCAAGUUUGCUUAA